This is a messenger RNA of Amoebophrya sp. A120, 4152 nucleotides long. The record is from the annotation of a GenBank genome assembly. NCBI's taxonomy places the organism in Eukaryota, Dinophyceae, Syndiniales, Amoebophryaceae.
UUUGCACAUAGUAAGCAUCUUCUGCCGCCUUUUGCGGCUUGCAUAGUUUCGUUUCUCGUUCUAGGUUUAGGAUUCGUAUUAGAAGUGAUCAGAAAGUGUCGGUUGUUUCUACUACUGCGUAGGUACCAUUGCAUUUUCCAAGAAAAGUCGGUUGCCAGGAGCUCGUUGCUUGUUUCGGUUUCGUCGUUUUUGCUAUCGCUGACUUUUACUCCUUAUUGAUACUGAUACUGUACAAAAUCUACGUAUUGAAUAUUUCACCGAUAUGUUUCUCUACACUCUACUUUUACACUAUUUUGGUUACGAUCCUACCUAAACAUAUACUAGUAGUUCAAGAUGGAGAAGAAAUCCCAACGCGGCGGCGGGGGCCUUUUCUACUUCGGGGGCCCACGGGCAUUGCUGGGUCAACGACCUCCCCAUAGUCGCGGACCACGACAGGAGAAAGCAACUCCUUUCCCAUUCAGCAGAAUGGCGGGAUCAACAUCUUCGUUGUCCCUCCUCAUCACGGUUGUAUUCCUUUUCGCCGCAACAAGCUUCUCCACCACUGUAACAGCAUCUUCCACCCCCUUGAAAACCCGCAGCACCGACAGUCUUGCCGUCGGCUAUGACCUGCUCAAACGUUACAAUCUCGAGCGUUCCAAUAGCAUCUGGAUUUUGUCUUGCAUGAAGAGCAUGUGGAACGUAUGCAGAGUUGCGCCUCUCGCAAUACAAAACUCGCCGGAUAUUAGUGGGGUUUUGGGUGCCGAAACUUGUCAUGCGAAAACCUAUGGGACUACGGUAGAUCAUGCACUUCCUGUAUCACAGAUUUCCAUAUUCUAUUGUAACGCUUGAGAUUGUAACACCUGAGCAAGUUAUAUCGGCGCGUCGGUUUUUCUAGAAACCGUCAUUGAGUUCUCGCUGGAGGACCAGAAAGCGGUUGAAUUGAUGUAUGGUGCGUCUUCCAACACGAAGAACUACCAGCAAUCGUUAUCAGCCUACAAGGAAAAAACCGGCAAGAGAAACCUCGCGAAGUAUUUGAGGAAAGCGGUGUUCAACUAUCUCGACAAUCACCCCAGGUUAGAUAUCACCAACACCGCGGGGAGUGAAUUACUCAAGGAGGAGAACAUCGCGGUCCGAAUUCGGGACACGAAAGACUCGUUCACGAAGGCGAGAUAUGCAUUGCAAAUAUGUCCUCUGGGUGUGGGAAGGUGGAACUUGUAGUGCGUGUCUGGCAUUCCAGGAAAAUCUGUGUUGCAUGAGCAGCGAAUGGACAGACUCCGGAUUGCAAAAACGCAAUUUGUAAUGCGUGUUUAGGUAGUAUCAGAAAGCGCCUCCAAAGCUUGUCAUGCUUGGCUGCCAUUGCAAGCGUUGCAAUCGUGCGCAAAUCAGCAUCACAGUUUCCAGACCCAGACCUAUUUGCAAUUGAUACGAGAACCGCGAUAGAGGAAACCGAUCCGGUUUUCAGCAACAGCGACCUCGCGGACAACUAUCUCAAUUAAAAACGAUCCCAUCCCAGAGUUGUCAUGCAGAUUUGCAGUGACAUGAAGAUUUGUAAUGCAAAUCUCCAUGAAAGGAAUUUCCAGGCGUGUUUUCGAAUUUGUAAUGCUUUGAACUGGAUAAGCAGAUGGUUUUGUGAUGCGGCUGUAGUUGCUAAACAGCACUACAGUACAGGGAGGAUCUUGUCAUGCGUGAAAACUUCUUGAUUUGUGUUGCGAGAUCCCCAUCUUGACUCUGGGGUCGUGGGGACGUUUUUACCCAGGAUAACAACACAAACAUCGUGAACAGCUUAAAGCAGAGCAAAUUUGAGGCGGUCAUAACCGUGCAACUCACCCCGCGAAAAGCGGCGUAUGAAAAACAGUCCGGAAGCGACAACUACUCCGCAACCGCUCUCGCCCUGACCGGCGCGUACCGAAUAGAACAGACCGGAAACGCAGGGUCAGCUACCACCUUCGCGGGCGACGCGGGGGUUGGGGUCGCGGCCUCGGUGAUAUCGCAACUGUUCGAUGCGGAUUUUGCCGUAUGCAUUGCAAAAAUGUCUGGGCUUGGAUGAAAGUUGUAAUGCUACGUGGCGAUUGUUGAGCGUACUCCUGACUGCAGACAAGCAUGACAAACAAUUCCGAGGACGCUUCCUGAUGCGUAGCGCUAGCGCGCAUGGCAACCUGCGCUUUUGCAUGAGAAGGCAGAGUUCGUUUUAUUUGUUGGUCAUGAUGCAAUACAGAUUUUGCAGGAAUCCAAGACGCGCAAUACAGGUUCCACUUUUAUUCCAGACCCAGACAUGUUUGCAAUGCAUAUGCCGCGGCAACCGGUGAUUUCCAGCCGGGGAUCCACCACUACUUGGGGCCGGUGCUCGUCGCGGAAUCCGCGGUUUAUGCAUUGCAAAUACGUCUGGGACUGGAAGUAUGCAAACUUGUGAUGCGCACUUCACAAGACACAAAAAUCUCUCAUGCAUAGGCAGCAAAAGUUGCUAGCUAUCUGUCACCAAAAUGGGGCAUUUGUCAUGCGGAUUCGGCAUUGCGGAAGCUUCUCGAAACCUGUGAUGCUACAGCUUCUAUGCCAGACCUUCUGUGUCAUGCAAAAGCAGCAUGACUCUUGCAGACCCAGACAACACAUUUGCAUUUGAUACAGUUGCAUCGGGGACAACGUCGCAAACCCUCUUCGCGUCCACUUCCUUCAAGGUGGUGAAAAAUAAAGUCCGCCCCUUGCCCCAAAUCCGCGCCGCCUUCAACUUGAACAGCGGGACUUCCACUGCAAUAGCGGGCGUUGGAAGUGGGGUCAGCAGAGCGCUGCAGCAAGAAGUGGUGGGAAAAUACACGAAUUUGGUGUUAGACCCAACGGUCCACAUUUCUGCUUACGCGGUGGACAAGGAUUCUCAGAAGGUGGACGAGGAGGGUCAGAAGACGCCCUGUGCCUACGAGCCGGGGUCGGCGGUGCCGGGGAAGUGGGAAUUGUACAUGUACAAGCACGGGCAGGCACCCGAGAACAACGGGUGGCGCGACAUGCGGUACGGGCAAAACCCGAACGGUUUGAAUUCCCUCUGCCCCCACCCUACAUCCGGUAAUGCGAAGAUGGCGGAGGCGACGUUUGACCAGAAGUGCUACGAGGAGGUCCUGGCGGUGGGCGGGACCGGGGCCUGGGUGCGGCUCAAGCGGAAGGACGAUGGGUGCAUACCUGCUUCUCACGCUUUCGGCCCGGGGGAGCACUCUAUCAACGGCCAGUACUCCAUCGUGGCGACCUCGAGUGGGUUUUCGGGCGACGCGAAAAUCGGCCCGGUAAACCACGGUCCGCUCUUUUCUGACGCGCUGGGGGGUGGCCAGUGGAUGUGGCGCUGCAAUACAAAUCCGCCGGACAAUUGCCAGACCUACGAUACCGGGGGCGUUUUGGGUAAUUCUUUCUCGGAUCCCAACACGUGGGGCAAUCUGAUCACCAUGCCCGGCAUGUACGACGCGGGGAAAGGGGAGGCCAACUGCUGCAACAAAGGGUACAGCUGGGCCUGGUACGGAAAAACUGUCCGUGGUACCGGCCCGGUGAUGAAGCUUAUCAAAUGUAAAAAUGUCUGGGUCUGGAAGAAUGCAAGUUUGUCAUGCUUGUCUGGGAUGACUCUUAAAUCUGUCAUGCACAUUACCAAAGAGCCCCACUUUUCUGUCAUGCAGAAACGCAGUUUGUCAUGCAGAAUAGACAAGAACACCUAGAAGCUCAGAAACUUGUCAUGCUGAGCCAGCAAAUGUGGCCUCCUCAUGAUACGCCACACCGCAUCACAAGUUUGCAGACCCAGACAUUUUUACAUUUGAUGAAGCUGUCCGUGGUAUCAAACGCGGAUAAGGAGCUGGACUUCUUGACGAAUUAUUUGUUACUGCAGAAACAAGGCAGGGAGUACUUUCGGGACUUCAUUUUAGAUAAGAACAAGAACAGCUACAGUCUGUCCACCUGGUUCGACAGCACGGGAUUAACAGCCGCGUCGUUGCCACUCGCGCCAGCGGGGAAGCGAAGGAGGUACGUGGAAACGGAGAUCACUCUGACGGUUACCGACAAGCCGUCCGCCGCCUCGGCCUACACAGAGGUGUUGACCGCAAGCGGCCAAAAGGGGUUGUGCGCCCAGAGCACAAUAACGAACGGGAAUCCGACCCACCUUCCGGACGUGCGGGGCUGGAUCGACAACGACCCGUCCCCCCACGCGCG